AUUUCUUCGGUCUCUUGCAGCUCGCAUAACACGUCAGUGUUUAGGUUUUUAAGAGGCCAGUUCCACCAAAAUUGAGGCAAACGUAUUUGCUAAGGUGCAAUAACGAGUCGGUUACCGAUCAAAAUGGACACAAAGCCACAAAUUGCGUGGUGAUAUUUAUAUAUUUAAAACAAAGAAUCGAUUACGUUUAUAUUUUUGUUCUUCCCUAAAACGGACAAAAUUAAUCGUCAAGCGCGAAAACAACAAGCAGCAUCUAGUAAGCAGGUGCAACGGCAAAGAUUAGCAGCUGUGAUAUACAGACAAUUGGAGGAGGAAGCAACCGUUAGCUGCCACGACAUAACGUGUGACGUGUGUAUCGCAUUUAAAUUUGAUAAUUCGCCUCGUCUCUCAAUCCCAACUGGUUCAGACGCCCACAAACACGCACACGCCCACACACAGACAUACAACACAUACACGCACACAGCAUAAUGGCUUUGCCAUUAAGCGAUCUGCUGCUACUUGGCAGCGGCGAAAAGAAAUUGGCAGCCUGUGUCCUGCUGCUGCUGCUGGAGCUCUUCAUGGAAGGCGCCGAUGCGGCAUCACCAACUCAGGCGGACAUCGACAAUCAUCUGGAGCUUGGCAAAGACUUUUUGGCACGUGGUCAGCUGUCGGAUGCACUGACGCAUUAUCAUGCAGCUGUUGAGGGCGAUCCCAACAAUUAUUUGACACUCUUCAAACGAGGAACUGUCUACCUAGCGCUGGGCAAGACACGCUUUGCCAUCCAGGACUUCAAUCGCGUGCUAGAACUUAAGCCAGACUUUACAGCCGCUCGCAGCCAGCGUGGCACUGUGCACAUGAAGAGCGGCGAUUAUGAUAACGCUUUGCUAGACUUUGAGUAUGUGCUCGGCGAGGAGCCACAAAAUGCGCUCGUGCAAGAGCACUAUUCAAGACUGAGGCCGGCUAAGGAGCAGUGGCAGCUGGUGCAGCAUCUGCUGAACAAUAAUGAUGAACAGAAUGCCAUAGGCAUGAUAACACAGCUGCUAGAGAUCUCACCCUGGUCCGUGGCAUUUAGACAGGCUCGCUCUGAUGCCUACCUGAAGACAAACGAUCCGCUUUCGGCCAUUGCGGAUUUGCGGCAGGUCAACCGCCUGUCACAGGACAGCACCGAGGGGCAUUACAAUAUAGCAAAACUGCUAUACACUAUAGGACAUGCUACUAAUGCGCUGAAGGAGAUACGCGAAUGCCUCAAAUUCGAUCCCGAGCACAAGCUCUGCUUUCCAUUCUACAAGAAACUGCGCAAAGUGGAAAAACAGCUAGUUACAGCGGAAACAGCGCGAGAGGAAAAACAGGCGGCGGAGUGCAUAAUCGCUGGCGAGGCGGUGCUUAAACAUGAGCCCGAGGAGACCAUGAUACGCUACGAGGCGCACAAGCUGCUCUGCUCGUGCUACACCACAGACGAGCAGUAUGUCAAAGCGUUGUCGCACUGCAAACAGGCGCUGGAGAUUAUGAAGGAUGCGCAGCUGUAUUGUGAUCGCGCUGAGGCGCUGCUGGGCAGCGAGAUGUAUGACGAUGCCAUACACGACUACCAGGCGGCGCUCGAGAUUGACGAAAACAAUUCCCGCGCCAAGGAGGGCAUACAGAAGGCGAAGAAACUGCAAAAACAGGCAGAGCGCCGCGAUUACUACAAAAUCUUAGGCGUGAAACGCAACGCCAGCAAACAGGAGAUUGUGAAGGCGUAUCGCAAGGCGGCACAGAAAUGGCAUCCGGACAAUUUUAAGGAUGACGAGAAAAAGGUGGCCGAGAAGAAGUUCAUUGAUAUUGCCGCUGCCAAGGAAGUGCUCACAGAUCCGGAGAAGCGACGUCAGUUUGAUAAUGGCGAAGAUCCGCUCGAUCCGGAGAGUAAUCAACAUGGUUUCCGUGGAGCAGAUCCAUUCGCACACUUCCAGCACGGUUCGCCGUUCCAAUUCAAGUUCCAUUUUAAUUAAAUGGAUCUGUCGAGCACUGCGGCCAGUUGCCAUUGUUCAGCCAGGGUUUAUUUUUCGUGUUUUCCCCCACUUAAUGCAGUCACUAUAAUAUCCACAAUCUAUCCCUCCGCUGCCCGCAAUUGUUUACGCACAACAAUCGCGGCACUUUCUGUUUUGCCUACGCCCCCCAGGAUAACCCCAAGCCUUACGAUUUUACACUUGUUUGUGUUGCAACUCUUGAAUAGCGUGUAAAUAUUAGCCUAAAGACAAAAUCCGAUAACUGAAACACACAACAACACAAAA
Molecule: messenger RNA, 2246 nt
Organism: Drosophila virilis
Lineage: Eukaryota; Metazoa; Arthropoda; Insecta; Diptera; Drosophilidae
Gene: P58IPK
Product: dnaJ homolog subfamily C member P58IPK
Biological process (GO): protein folding in endoplasmic reticulum
Cellular component (GO): endoplasmic reticulum
Molecular function (GO): misfolded protein binding; protein-folding chaperone binding
Source: RefSeq, a predicted model, not a curated record